This is a messenger RNA of Fomitopsis serialis, 1182 nucleotides long. Its product is annotated as TAP42-like protein. The coding region runs from base 1 to 1182 and encodes 393 amino acids. NCBI's taxonomy places the organism in Eukaryota, Fungi, Basidiomycota, Agaricomycetes, Polyporales, Fomitopsidaceae. Gene Ontology annotation, cellular component: cytosol. Gene Ontology annotation, biological process: regulation of dephosphorylation; regulation of signal transduction. Gene Ontology annotation, molecular function: protein phosphatase 2A binding. The record is from RefSeq and is a predicted model, not a curated record. The transcript has 6 exons.
AUGUCUGACCUCCCGCUUUCAGCUCUCUUCCACCACGCAGCCAAUGCGGUUGCGAAGGCGAACAACCUGCCUACCAUUCAGAACGAGACUCAGGAACUCGUCCACUCUGCUGUCACAGACUUACAAACCCUCCAAUCGCGCAUCGCUGCGCUUUCGCUCUUUAGUGAGAAUGAAAUGUUAGAGGAUGUAGCGACCAAGGAUCUGGUAUAUCUUCUCGUGCCAUACGUACUGGCGGAGGUCGAAGGUCGUGUGAGGACUGUUGAUCCGGUGGAGAGGUUAGAGCGUGCCAGACGCUCGCAGCGAUUGUACCGUGUCUUCCUCGCAAGUCUCGAAACAUAUGGCAUCGUGCCUGAAGCAGAGAAGGCUCUGUAUGCCCAGUCUGUCUCAUCAAUCACAGAUGCGCAAAAACGGAGGGAGUUGAAGAUCAAUCAAUACCAGAAGGAGAAGGAAAUCAAGACGAGAAUACAGGAAGUACGGAAACAUCGUAAUCAUGGAACGCCUGUCAGCGAUCCUUCGUCAGACUUCGAUCUCAUCGUGUCUCUACUUCCUGACCCAUCCAUCAAGUCUGGCUUGCUUGACGACGACGACGACGAAGACGAUGCUGACACCGAGGAUAUCCUUCGAGAAACAAUCCUUCUCCUCCUGCGCCUUACAUACGGUCAAGCGCAUGCCCAGUUGCAGAGCUUGGAGCAGGAAAUACAACUGCUCCGUAAUGCCCCAUCCCGCCCUCCAGAAGCUUUUGAAGAUCCUCGUCGUGCGAAGGAUCGCGAGAUUGUCGAUAUGUGGAGACUAGAUGCACCCCUACCGCAAGGUGGACCUGAUGGCAAGGGCCCACUGACGGAUUCUAGUGGGAGGCCUCUACGACCAUUUACAAUUCUGCCAUCUACAACCAACCGCGAGCAACUUCGUCAGCAGGUCUUCGGUCCAGAUCAUCGCCUCCCCACUAUGACUGUCGACGAAUACCUUGAAAUCGAGCAGCAACGCGGAAACAUCAUUUCUGGCGGAGGGCCUGCAUCUGAGGCUCGUCUUACGACUAAAGAACAACUCGCCCUUGAUUCCGAACGGGACGGCACGUUGUUCGCAGAAGAGAAGGUGGAGGAGAAACGUCAGCAGGAUGAGAAAUGGGCCCAGUAUACAGAUACUCAUCCCAAGGGCGCGGGCAACACCCUGAACAGAGGAUGA